AUGCUACCAGAGCUCCCUUUUCACAACGAUUCACCUGCAUCCUAUGCUUCUCAACCAGAUGAGAGGCCUUUUAUCAUCCGGUUUCUUCAGAGUUGCCUUGAUGAGACUGUUUCACGGAUUGGCAACGUCACUGCCGGCGUCCCACGAUGCUUCGCCGUACAUCAUAUCGUUCUUUUUGCCAUUCAUAAACUAGACAGCCAUCAAUCUAACCGUUCAGCUGUAGCACCCUUUCGGUGCCUAACUGCCAUGCCAUCCGAAAGGAGCACGAGGGCUAGGAUACCGCCAAGUUGCCCAAAGCUAGACAAGGCAAGUCGAGAGGUGGAGGUCGGGUUCGAACCAUGGACCUUCUGGACUCUGGAGUUUGACCGGGAGCAUGCUAUCGAUGAUGUAAGCUACGUCAACAACAACAGUUUUAACAAUGCGUUUUACGGUAGGUACUGUGAACAUGAGCGUCUCUCGCUGUACAACCCAGGCACAGAUAUUAUAAGUAUGGAACGUGGACAGAUAAGACAAACACCGUUUUUAGUCACCUCAGAUAAAAAUUCCGCAUUAUAUAUCUUCAUACCUGAGUGUGGUUCAAAACACUCGCCUUGCUCGAACGUGAUGAAUCAGAUUCAUCCAGUCUGCUUUCGUGUAAUGAUCGUAACACACUCACCCAGCAUGUCAGGUGUCCAGAUUUCAAACUCUUGCACUUUGAAACUCUAUGCACCACUCACGGCCUCUAAUAAGAGCAAAACUCGAGUCGAUUAUUUUGAUUUGAGCUCAACAGAACAACACCACCGGAGCAGGAAGAAGUCUGUAAAAACGAGAAUGAUGUGA
Messenger RNA from Opisthorchis viverrini, 819 nucleotides. RefSeq lists its product as hypothetical. Lineage: Eukaryota; Metazoa; Platyhelminthes; Trematoda; Opisthorchiida; Opisthorchiidae. The transcript is spliced from 4 exons. The coding region runs from base 1 to 819 and encodes 272 amino acids. The record is from RefSeq and is a predicted model, not a curated record.